AGCAUGAGCCGAGACGAGCAGAGCAGGUCAUGUCUAUCCAGUACUGUAGGUACUACUGGCCUUACAAGGGUUCUGUGAAUUGUGAGCCUCUGGUGCCUGAUUGGCUGUAGUGUCCAAAGGUUGGUUGUUUGUCCCUGCAGAUACACAAGCUGCUGCAGAUAUCGGUGCUGGUAGUGGAAUUGCUAGACUCAGGCUCCUCUGUUCUGGUGAGCCUGGAGGAUGGCUGGGACAUCACCACUCAGGUGGUGUCCUUGGUGCAGUUGCUCUCAGACCCCUUCUAUCGCACCCUGGAGGGCUUCCGCCUGCUGGUGGAAAAGGAGUGGCUGUCCUUUGGUCAUCGUUUCAGCCACCGUGGGGCCCACACCCUAGCUGGGCAGAGCAGUGGCUUCACACCUGUCUUCCUGCAGUUCCUAGACUGUGUACACCAGGUCCAUUUGCAGUUCCCCAUGGAGUUUGAGUUCAGUCAGUUCUACCUCAAGUUCCUCGGUUACCACCAUGCAUCCCGCCGUUUUCGGACCUUCUUGCUGGACUCUGACUAUGAGCGUAUUGAGCUGGGGCUGCUGUAUGAGGAGAAAGGUGAACGCAGGGGCCAGCUGGCAUGCAGAUCUGUGUGGGAGUAUGUGGACCGGUUGAGCAAGAGGACUCCCAUGUUCUACAACUACACAUAUGCACCUGAGGACACAGAGGUGCUGCGACCCUACAGCAACGUGUCCAAUCUGAAAGUGUGGGAUUUCUACACUGAGGAGACGCUGGCUGAGGGCCCCCCGUAUGACUGGGAGCUGGCCCAGGGGCCCCCUGAGCCUCCAGAAGAGGACCGGCCUGAUGGAGGUGCUCCUCAGAGCAGGCGCCGUGUGGUAUGGCCGUGCUAUGACAGCCGCCCUCGAGUCCAGCCUGACGCCAUCUCACGCCUGCUGGAGGUGUGUGCUGCCCCAGAGUUGGGCCUGGUUUCCUUUGUUCUCCUUCCUCUUGUUCAGACCCCAGAGCCAUGUCUGUGCAUAUGUGCAUAUGUCCUUAGGGACUACAGUGGCUCUGACUCUGCCACCAUAUGAACUGCUUGCUUACUUGGGGUAGUUGUGGUUCCUAGGUCUCUGUCCCAUGCUAACAGAUGUUUGCAGAUAACAGUGUGAGAAAGCGUGUGUCAGACACUCUCAAGACCCAGGACCUGGUUUUUGCUCUUGGCAUAUGUACAUCCCUUGACCUGGUGUAUUAGUCAGCUUUGGUCACUGUAAGGAAAUACUGGAGAUAGGCUAAUUUACAAGGUAGAAGAAUUUAUUUAGUUUGCAGUUUUGGAGGCUCAAGGGCAUAUACUACCCAGUUCUGAUAAGUCUCUGGGCUAUGUCACAUCAUGGCAGAAUCUCCCAAGUUCUCUAUGUGACCCACAGACCUUCCACCAGUCCCCACCCCUUAAGAUUGCAUCACUUCCUGUUCUGUUACCCAGGGACUAAUCUUACUUUCCCAUGGACCUUUGUGGUAUAGACCACAUCUACACUCUAGUACCUUGCUUUAAGUAACUUAGGCAGCACCAGGGCAUUAGUGCGGGCAGGGUUUCUCCAGGAACCAUUCUGUGUUUGCUUAGUUGUCAGUGAGUAGCAACUCAUCUGAGUUCCAGCCCUGGACCUUAGAGUCACUGUCACCUCCCACUCUCCACUUUUCUGGGCAUGUCUGCUCCGGAAUCAGAAUCAAACAAGGGCAGAGACCUUUGGAAAGGAAAAAGGGCCAAAUGAGUUGUUAGUAGUUGGUGUGUGGUAGUUGAGACAGUGUACAGGGUGGCAAGUCCUGUCUGUGGCUUGGCCUCCCUCGUUGGUUCAUCAGGCUGAGUAGUCAGAAGGGUGUGGGCCUCAGAUCCUAAGCAGGAGAGAGUUUGCACUCCUCUGUGCUGGCUGUGUCUCCUUCAAGACUAUGUGAGCACCUUAGA
Alexandromys fortis (reed vole) is the source of this 1915-nucleotide messenger RNA. RefSeq names its product myotubularin-related protein 5-like. The coding region runs from base 447 to 1049 and encodes 200 amino acids. Lineage: Eukaryota; Metazoa; Chordata; Mammalia; Rodentia; Cricetidae. The record is from RefSeq and is a predicted model, not a curated record. Gene Ontology annotation, molecular function: guanyl-nucleotide exchange factor activity. The transcript is spliced from 5 exons. Gene Ontology annotation, cellular component: membrane; cytoplasm.